AUGGUUGGAAAACUUGGUCGAGUGGAUGACAACUUUGAGGAUUGGAUGGAUCCAUGCAUGGAAGCCAGAACCAGGCGCUUGCUCCCGUCAAUCAAGGAGGUGUCUGCACACUGCAAGAUCUCCGCUACUGCUAUACGGAGUAAGGUCGGUAGGCUUGGGCCACUACUCACCUGGAGGUGA
Molecule: messenger RNA, 180 nt
Organism: Pyricularia oryzae 70-15
Lineage: Eukaryota; Fungi; Ascomycota; Sordariomycetes; Magnaporthales; Pyriculariaceae
Exons: 2
Coding region: 1-180 (59 amino acids)
Source: RefSeq, a predicted model, not a curated record